AUGGCCGAUACUCCAAAUACGUCAGCUGCUCUUCCCCAGCAUGCUGCACCGUUUAAUAUUCCUAGUCACAACAUCGCUCCAUGCCCCGGGUGUGAAAACAUUGGGCCUCUGAAAGGAGAUUUCCAUAUGGACCCUUUAUCUCUCAGCCCCGAGUGCAUACCACUCACUUUGUUCAACUCAUACCCCCAAUCACCGUUCAAAAACUCAUUGGAUGAACGGAUCACAAACCCAGGCCCUGCUACGCAGGGUGAGCCAGAGGUGGGCUUGGAUAUGCACCUGUCGACUACUUCACAAUUGAGCGAGGUAGUUGUUAGUCCAAGGAACCAUACCGCGAUUCACAAUCAUGAGUGCGUCAACCUUGGUCUGAGCGGUACGCGAUGGAACGCAGCGUUCGAGGACAAUACAGCUCUAGAUCGUCAGCAUGGUAAUCUAUGA
Messenger RNA from Aspergillus oryzae RIB40, 435 nucleotides. RefSeq lists its product as uncharacterized. The transcript has 2 exons. The coding region runs from base 1 to 435 and encodes 144 amino acids. NCBI's taxonomy places the organism in Eukaryota, Fungi, Ascomycota, Eurotiomycetes, Eurotiales, Aspergillaceae. The record is from RefSeq and is a predicted model, not a curated record.